Molecule: messenger RNA, 1828 nt
Organism: Caenorhabditis sp. 36 PRJEB53466
Lineage: Eukaryota; Metazoa; Nematoda; Chromadorea; Rhabditida; Rhabditidae
Source: the annotation of a GenBank genome assembly
AUGCUCGCACGACGCUUUCCGCCGCAUUUUCGAUGGCUUAAGUACCGAUAUUACAGUGCAAAUGCAGCGGAAACGGGAAAAAUCAAGUAUUUUUCAAAACUUAAGAAAAUGAGUUAUCUUUUGUUGUAGAGCCAAGGUCGAGCGGUAUGUGGACAAUUAUGAAGAGUUUAUCGGCGUCAAAUCGGUACGACAAGCUCAGGACGAAGUUAUGCAGGUCUGUUUUGGGCCCAUCGAUUUUUUACCGAGCGGAAACUAUAAAAUUGCAAAAAUUCGCUAGUGUUGCUUAAAAAAUUCCUAGAACUUCCAAAAACCCGAAAUUUUCCAGUGGGAACGAAAAUUGAGCGACGCACAACUGAUUCGACGCGAAAAACAGGCGGAAAUCAACAAUAUUCAGUCGAGAUUAAAGGAAAUACACUUUGAUUUGGACAGAACCAGCCGCGGAGAGGAUAAGUGCGUUUUCAUCAUAUUUUUAGAGAAUAAAAAUGUUUUCAGGUACCUCCAACUGCUCACCGAAGAGCACCAGAUCAUAAAGAAGGAGCGAGAGCUGUUGAAUUCGUUCGAAGGAUUGGAAACUGCCGAACGAGAGGCUUUUCAUCAGUUGUCCAUGAGGUUCGCCAUGCGAAUUUUAAGAAAUUCCUUUGAGAAUCCAUAAAAAUGCAAAUCAUUUGCAGAGUGCGUGCAAGUCACGAAAGAGAGCGGGAACAUGCAGAAAAGACGAAAUGGUGGGGCGUCUCGGCGUCCCUUCUGGGCGCUCUGCUCGGAAUUGCGGGAACUUCGAUCGGAAACGAGCUGCGAAUGCGCAAAAUAAAGGAAAUGCUGCCGAUCGGAGGCGCCCAGAUGAGCGAAAUGGCAAAGGCGAUCGGCGAACAGAAUGACAAGGUUGGGCAGCAAGUCUACUGUUUUUUCCAUCCGUUUUCGACAAGUUCCGCAAUCCAGACAUUUCUGACUUUACCCGGACUGUACCAGGUUGCCAAGUUGCUUCAACUGAUCACGAGACAGCAAAGUUGUUAGAAAGAUCUUGGCUUUGCUUACUUUAACGAUAAUACCUCAAAAAUUGUCUGAAUUCUCUAUUCUUCCUCUAAUUUUCAUUUUCAGGUCGAAAUAUUCCUGUCGGACAUGCGAAACGCGCUCCAAUUGGAAGCGCAUCCCUCGGAAACGGCCACGCACACCGAUGUGAAGAAAGUGAGUGAUCUGGAUAAGGUACGUGCGAAUGCUUUUCGAAAAUAUUAUCACUUUUUGCAGCUCCUGGCUGCGAUUCGUGAGGAAAAUGCGCGUUUAUCGCAGGAAAUGAAGGAGUUGUCGAGAUUGGCGAAAUUGGAGGCCGCACUCGACGCCGAUCCUACUGCCGUGGUUGGUUUUUGAAACAUUAACCAGGGCUACCGGCACAGGCUUUUUAAAGGCCUGGACUUUUGACCCGGUUUCACAGAUCCGAUCGGGGCUAAACUUUGCAGGCUUCUUGAACUUGGAUUGAAGUAUAUUGCGUCCAAGUUUCAGUCCGAUCGGAUCAUCUGGGCCCGAGAUAUAUAGAGUUUUCGCAAAUCCCGGCCUUUUCGGCCUCAAACCAGUAUAUCUCGCGGCCGGAUGAUCCGAUCGGUCUAAAACUUGGACCCAAUAUACUUCAACGAAAUUUGAGCAGCCCAGAAAUUAAAACCGAAAAAAUGAUGUUUAGGUGUACGUCGGAAGCGACAUGGAACGUCUUCUGGAGCAGACGGAAAAGAACAUCGAGUCGAAAAUGAAGCUGCGCACACUUCUGACCGUCGUCGUUAUUUACACGGCCGUCGCCGUCACCGCUCCGUGGCUUUACGCCGUUUUCAAAGGAAUGGACUGA